CUACUCCUAAUAACGAUUUAUUAUCUCCCAAGCUUGAUGGUUUAAAUGAUAUUGAUAUGAAUUCACCAAUUGUUAACCAUGAUUUAUUUAUUAAUUGGGCAGAUUUCUUUAGUAAUCAAAAUACUUAUCCGAGUCCUGACUUAUCAAUAACAUCCAGUAGCGAUAGUUCUCCGAGUCUAAAUAAUUUUGAUUUUCCAAUUCAAUCGGAUCAGCAAGUCAAUGAUGAUAUCAUAAAUAACCUUUUAUUCAUUGAUGAAAAUCAGCCUCCUAUAUAUGAUAGUCAAUAUGGACUCGGAAUUUUCGAUUUCUCUAACGUUAACGUUAAUGAAAUUUCCGAAAUAAAUUCACAUAAUCUACAUGAAAUCUUUGACAUUCAGAACAAUUGCAUUUUAGAUAACUUGGUCAAUUCUAAUGACCAAUCAUAUUUUUUGCCUAAUUUAUUAAAUACAACAACAAUAAAUCAAGAUAGUUUAAACGAUGCGUUAAUCGCUUAUGAGAUGGGCUUUAAUUACCCUAUCUAA
Molecule: messenger RNA, 521 nt
Organism: Racocetra persica
Lineage: Eukaryota; Fungi; Glomeromycota; Glomeromycetes; Diversisporales; Gigasporaceae
Source: the annotation of a GenBank genome assembly